Opisthocomus hoazin is the source of this 4225-nucleotide messenger RNA. Lineage: Eukaryota; Metazoa; Chordata; Aves; Opisthocomiformes; Opisthocomidae. The record is from RefSeq and is a predicted model, not a curated record.
GAACCAGAUGAUCUUAUAGCUUUAUGCCAGUAUGUACAGGCCUCUAAAACCCGAGAAGGUGCCAGCCGUUUCAUUUCAAGUGCAACAGAAGGGGAAAACUUUGAACAGACUCCAUUAAGACGUACAUUUAAAUCCAAGGUUCUUGCUCGCUAUCCUGAGAAUGUUGAAUGGAACCCUUUUGACCAGGAUGCAGUGGGAAUGCUGUGUAUGCCUAAAGGGCUUGCUUUCAAGACACAAGCAGAUUCCAGAGAACCUCAGUUCCACUCUUUUAUUAUUACUCGUGAAGAUGGCUCACGGACAUUUGGAUUUUCUCUCACCUUUUUUGAAGAAGUUACUAGCAAACAGAUCUGCAGUGCAAUGCAGACGCUGUAUCAUAUGCACAAUGCCGAGUAUGACAUACUUCAUACUCCACCCACAAAUGACAAAGAUAGCUGUAGCAGCACUGGAGACUGCAAUGGCACUUCUAUUUCAAAGCUACAGCGUUUUAACUCCUAUGACAUCAGCAGAGACACACUCUAUGUCUCAAAGUGCAUCUGUCUGAUUACUCCAAUGUCUUUCAUGAAAGCUUGUAAGAAAGUACUAGAACAACUUCACCGAGCAGUGACUUCACCUCAGCCACCACCUUUACCUUUAGAAAGCUACAUCUACAAUAUUCUCUAUGAGGUUCCUCUUCCUCCAGCAGGAAGGUCGUUAAAAUUUUCAGGUGUUUAUGGACCAAUUAUCUGCCAGCGGCCAAGCACCAGUGAACUACCAUUGUUUGAUUUUCCAGUUAAAGAAGUUUUUGAAUUGCUUGGAGUAGAAAAUGUGGUUCAACUCUUCACCUGUGCCCUCUUGGAAUUUCAGAUACUGCUUUAUUCACAACAUUAUCAGAGACUGAUGACUGUGGCAGAGACCAUCACAGCACUAAUGUUUCCAUUUCAGUGGCAGCAUGUGUAUGUUCCUAUCCUUCCAGCAUCCCUCCUUCAUUUUCUAGAUGCUCCUGUCCCUUACCUCAUGGGCUUGCACUCUAAUGGGCUGGAUGACCGGUCUAAACUGGAACUUCCUCAGGAGGCUAACCUGUGCUUUGUGGAUGUAGACAACCAUUUCAUCGAACUGCCAGAAGACUUACCCCAGUUCCCAAACAAACUGGAGUUUGUUCAGGAAAUUUCGGAGAUACUAAUGGCUUUUGGAAUUCCACCUGAGGGAAACCUUCACUGCAGUGAAAGUGCCUCCAAGAUGAAGAGCCUCAGAACAUGUGACCUGGUUUCUGAUAAAAGAAAUGGGAACAUAGCAGGAUCACCUUUGAAUACCUGUGAGCUGCUAAAGGAAAAUGAGACUAUUGCAAGACUCCAAGCGCUUGUUAAAAGAACAGGUGUGAGUCUAGAAAAGUUGGAGGUAAGAGAGGAGACCAGUAGCAACAAGGAUAUUAAAAUUCAGUGUGAUGAAGAAGAAUUCAAGAUUUACCAGUUGAACAUUAAAAUCCGUGAAGUUUUUGCCAACCGCUUUACACAAAUGUUUGCAGAUUAUGAAGUAUUUGUCAUUCAACCCAGUCAGGACAAGGAAUCUUGGUUUACAAACAGGGAACAGAUGCAAAACUUUGAUAAAGCAUCCUUCUUGUCGGACCAGCCUGAACCUUACUUGCCUUUCCUCUCAAGAUUCCUGGAGACCCAAAUGUUUGCAUCUUUUAUUGACAAUAAGAUUAUGUGCCAUGAUGAAGAUGAUAAAGACCCUGUUAUGAGAGUUUUUGAUUCUAGAGUGGAUAAAAUUAGGCUGCUAAGUGUUAGGACACCAACUCUGCGCACAUCUAUGUAUCAGAAGUGCACAACCAUUGAUGAGGCUGAGAAGUCUAUUGAAUUGAGGCUAGCAAAAAUAGAUCACACUGCAGUCCACCCACACUUGCUGGACAUGAAAAUUGGACAAGGGAAAUAUGAGCUUGGAUUUUUUCCCAGGCUUCAGUCUGAUGUUUUAUCCACUGGACCAGCAAGCAACAAGUGGACAAAGAGAAAUGCUCCUGCACAGUGGAGGCGGAAGGACAGACAGAAGCAGCACACAGAGCACCUGCGUCUUGACAAUGAUCAGAGAGAGAAGUAUAUCCAAGAAGCCAGGAGUCUGGGCAGCACUAUUCGGCAGCCCAAACUGUCUAACCUCUCUCCAUCGGUAAUUGCACAAACAAACUGGAAAUGCCGAAAUAAGACCAAGAGGAUGUUGGUUGAAAAAAUGGGUCGGGAAGCUGUGGAGCUAGGUCAUGGUGAAGUGAAUAUCACAGGUGUGGAAGAGAAUACCCUGAUAGCCAGUCUGUGUGACCUCUUAGAAAGGAUAUGGAGCCAUGGUCUGCAAGUCAAACAGGGAAAGUCUGCUUUGUGGUCUCAUCUGUUGCAUUACCUAGAAAACAGACAGAGAAAAACUACAUCAGGCAGCUUCAGUACCUCUGGAAUACUUCUUGAUUCAGAAAGGAGAAAGUCUGAUACCAGUCCAGCCAUGUCACCGCUUAGAAUCUCUCUCAUCCAGGAUAUGAGGCACAUCCAGAACAUUAGUGAGAUCAAAACAGAUGUUGGCAAGGCCAGAGCCUGGGUUCGUCUCUCUAUGGAAAAGAAGUUGCUCUCUAGGCAUCUAAAACAACUGCUUUCAGAUCAUGAACUCACAAAAAAACUCUACAAGCGUUAUGCAUUCCUCCGCUGUGACGAUGAGAAAGAGCAAUUCUUGUAUCAUCUUCUGUCAUUCAAUGCUGUUGAUUACUUUUGCUUUACCAAUGUUUUCACAACAAUCUUGAUACCAUACCAUAUAUUAAUUGUUCCUAGCAAGAAACUUGGUGGCUCAAUGUUCACAGCCAAUCCUUGGAUCUGUAUCUCGGGAGAACUGGGUGAAACAGGAGUCCUGCAGAUUCCCAGGAAUAUAUUAGAAAUGACUUUUGAGUGCCAGAACCUGGGAAAACUGACCACAGUGCAAAUAGGACAUGAUAAUUCAGGGCUGUAUGCCAAGUGGCUGGUGGAAUAUGUUAUGGUCAGAAACGAAAUAACAGGGCAUACUUACAAGUUUCCCUGUGGAAGGUGGCUUGGAAAAGGAAUGGAUGAUGGCAGCUUGGAGAGGAUCCUAGUGGGAGAGUUGCUGACUUCCCAUACUGAGGUUGAUGAGCGACAGUGCCGAACCCCUCCUUUGCAGCAGUCACCAAGCAUGAUCAGAAGAUUUGUCACUAUAUCGCCAAACAAUAAGCCAAAGUUAAAUACUGGUCAGAUGCAAGAAGCUAUUGGUGAAGCUGUGAAUGGUAUUGUCAAGCAUUUCCACAAGCCAGAAAAGGAGAGAGGCAGUCUGACACUGUUGCUGUGUGGAGAAAGUGGACUAGUUUCAGCUCUUGAGCAAGUGUUUCAGCAUGGAUUUAAAUCACCGAGACUCUUCAAAAACGUCUUUAUUUGGGACUUUUUAGAAAAAGCACAAACGUACUAUGAGACACUUGAGCAGAAUGAAGUGGUCCCGGAAGAGAACUGGCAGACAAGGGCCAGGAAUUUCUGUCGCUUUAUCACUGCUAUCAACAACACCCCUAGAAACAUUGGGAAGGAUGGCAAGUUUCAGAUGCUGGUGUGUCUUGGAGCUAGAGACCACCUUUUGCAUCACUGGAUCGCCCUGCUUGCAGACUGCCCCGUCACAGCACACAUGUAUGAAGACACAGCACUGAUUAAGGAUCAUACUCUUGUGAAUUCCUUGAUUCGAGUGCUGCAGACCUUGCAGGAGUUCAACAUUACGCUGGAGGCAUCUCUUGUCAAAGGAAUCGAUAUUUGACCUCUUGUCCCACAGGAAAAACUAUCUUCUGAAAAAUGAAAAGCAACAAGGAGUGAAUGUCAUUAGUAUGCAAAAUUUCUGUCUGCCAGUACAUUGUAUCAUGAACUUGUUCAUGGCCAUAAAAUGCAACUUUGACUUUGCUUGAAGGAAACUCCAAAAAUAGUACAGGCAAAUGGAUAGAAGCUGUAAACUCAAUGUAAAAAAGAGGACUUUGGUAUAAAUCUAUUUUAGAGUUUAUUUGCUGAUUUGCUUUUUACACACUUUCAUGUGAAAGAGAGAGAUGAGUAUUGUGCAGCUUAUUUUAAAGCUGCAGUAUUUCUUUGCCAUAGAAAAUGUGCAGUGAGCCUUUCAGCAUUCUGUGAACUUGCCUUCAGAUAUGCUGUAUGUCAUAGACCCCAAUGUAUACACUCCAUUUCUGCUGAGAAGGUCAUUCUAUAGUUUUUAAACUAAUAUUUUAUAUAUUAACAUUAUU